AUGGAACGACCAACUAAGCGCCCGCGAUGGGAACCGCCGACCACAAACGAUCAAGCCGGGCCAACCACCCAAGCAUCAUCGAGUCGACAAGAGCAUCCCCACGAGUUCACCCACUUCGGCGGUACGGGCCUCCAAAAUCACAGUGGGAGUAUCAAUGUCAGAGGGAACUUGAACAUCGGUAGUCCUGCUGUAUUGGGUGGGUCCAGCAGUCACCAACAAUCGAUCCUUGAAUCUUUGCGAUUUGAUCAAAUGGACUCACGGCACGCGAGCAUCAAAAAAGCAUUCAGGAACACUUGCAAAUGGUUUCUGCAGACACCAGUCUAUAAAGAAUGGGAGAACAAGGAUCCAUCGCAAGAUGAGAACCACUUCUUGUGGAUCAAGGGGAAGCCCGGAGCCGGCAAAUCAACGUUGAUGAAGUUCUUGUAUCAACAGAUGCAGUCAAGAAGCAAGAAAAGCAAUGAUGUUCUCAUCUCUUUCUUCUUCAAUGCCAGAGGUCAUGCCUUGGAAAAGUCAACUGUUGGUCUAUAUCGGUCACUUUUGGUCCAACUACUCGAGAAGCAGCCCAGUUUGCUGGACAAGCUGGACACGCCCCACCAGUAUGGAAACUGGGAUGUUGAUUCCUUGAAAACCCUGUUUGAGCAAGCUAUACAGGGCAUGGGUCAGACUUCAGUUGUUUGUCUAGUCGAUGCACUAGAUGAGUGCGAAGAGGACGAGAUCAGAGAAAUGGUUGGUUUCUUCACUGACCUCGUCUGCACCGAAAAUCAGCUUUCGAUUUGCUUUGCAAGCAGACAUUACCCAUAUAUCACCGUUGAAACGGGAUUGAGCAUCAUUCUUGAGAAGCAAAACGAGCACCAAGAUGAUAUCGCUGCAUAUCUGGGAACAGCCUUGCGUAUUGGGCACGAUCAGCUUGCGGAGAAGAUCCGUCUCGACCUACAAGAAAAAGCUUCCGGAGUUUUUAUGUGGGUUGUGCUUGUGGUUGAUAUCUUGAACAAGGAGUUCGAUGCAGGCCGCAGGCAUACCCUAAGAGAGAAAGUAAAGCAACUUCCUGCCAAUCUGCACGAGCUUUUCCGCGAUAUCCUCACUCGUGAUAGCAAUCACCAGGAUGCACUUCUUCUUUGCAUUCAAUGGGUUUUAUUCGCCAAGCAACCCCUAACACCAAAGGAACUAUACUUUGCAAUCUUAUCUGGGUACGAGCCACAAUAUCUGGUGGACUGUCAUUCUGACAGCAUUUCGGACGAGGAUAUUUACAAAUACAUUCUCAACAACUCGAAAGGUGUCGUGGAAAAUACCAAGGCCAAGAUACCAAGAGUCCAGUUCAUUCAUGAGUCCGUCAGAGAUUUCCUGUUGAAAGAAGGUGGACUUGGUCAAAUCUUCCCUGCCUUGAAGGUCAAUACCCAUGGUCAAAGUCACGAAGCACUAAAACACUGUUGCCUCACCUACAUGAAUGUAGGCACGAGAAUUGAGACAAAAGUGGAGGAUCCCACCAGUCAGACCACAAAACAGGCCCUCCCUUUCCUGGAGUAUGCCAUAGCUGGUAUCUUGCAUCAUGCCGAGCAAGCAGAGAACAGUGGCGUGAGCCAGUCGGAAUUUCUAGCCGAAUUUCCACGUGAAGAAUGGAUAGUACAGCACAAUCUACUCCAAAUGCACAAAACGCGGCGUUAUACUCCCCAGGCCAGCCUCUUGUACAUAUUAGCCGAGUCUGAUGCGUCAGGCCUUAUUCGUGCCCAUAGAUCUUGGCAGUCCUUCUUCAAAGUCGAAGACGAGCGUUAUGGACUCCCGAUCCUGGCAGCAAUGGCCACAAAAAGUACUUCCGCCGUACAGACCAUGUUGAAAAUUCAUGGUAAUCAGUCAUCAAAAUUCUCUUGGGCUUACUUUCAGAGCAUCACACCAUCACCUCUUGGCGACUUUUUCUGCAGUUCUACUCGAGACUUCAAUUUCAACAAAAGACGGGAAACUACUGCGGAGCUUCUCACACACGGAUGCGAAGGGUUGCUACUAUUUCUGCUUCUCGCAGAUCAAUGUGACCUUGGGUCCAGAAGUAGCACUGGGAGAACGCUACUGGAACUUGCAAUAGACAAAGGAUACAACAUUGUGCUUAAAGAGCUUCAUCAAAGAAAAGACACCAUUUCUACUAGAAAUAAAGUUCGUCAAGCAUGGCUUAAGGCAAAAGAUGUUGCAGUAGUCAAGUUCCUUCUUACCUUGGGCGCUGACACUUCCGUUCAAAAUGAAUUGGGGGAAACGCUACUGUUCAGAUCGAUACAGACAAAAUCAAAGAGGGGCAAUGAAGUAGCUAAGCUACUUAUUGAGUCUGGCGCUGAUUGUUCUAUUGCCACUGACCAGGGCGAGACUCCAUUGCACUGGAUCAGCAAAAACUUCCACUCACGAGAUAUGGAAGCUAGCAUUGUCGAUUUGCUGGCUGAAAGCGGUGGCACCAACGGUCUGUCAAUCACCGAUAACGAGGGCAGGACCCCCCUUCACCACGCUUGCAGAAAUUCUAACUCUACCGAGGUGGUGGCAAUGUCACUUAUUGAACGUGGUGCUGAUGUAUCGGCCACCGAUAAUAAGGGCAGGACCCCCCUUCAUUAUAUUGCUAUAAAUUCAUCAUUUGAUUCUACCUGGCUAGAAAACGUCGGGCUACUGAUUAAACACGGCGCCGACGUUUCGACUACCGAUAUCGAAGGAAGAACGCCAAUCCACUACGCGUGUAGCAACGCGAGAUACUAUAGCGAUAUAAUUUGGGAACUAGUCACGUUACUAGUUCAGCACGGCGCCGAUGCGUGGAUUACAGACCAAAAGGGAAGGACUCCACUUGAUUAUGCCAAUGAGAUAAAUAACAUCGAAGAGUGA
Messenger RNA from Pestalotiopsis fici W106-1, 2847 nucleotides. RefSeq lists its product as uncharacterized. The transcript has 2 exons. Lineage: Eukaryota; Fungi; Ascomycota; Sordariomycetes; Amphisphaeriales; Sporocadaceae. Gene Ontology annotation, molecular function: protein binding. The record is from RefSeq and is a predicted model, not a curated record. The coding region runs from base 1 to 2847 and encodes 948 amino acids.